Penicillium soppii is the source of this 6174-nucleotide messenger RNA. Its product is annotated as C50 family peptidase. The coding region runs from base 1 to 6174 and encodes 2057 amino acids. The record is from RefSeq and is a predicted model, not a curated record. NCBI's taxonomy places the organism in Eukaryota, Fungi, Ascomycota, Eurotiomycetes, Eurotiales, Aspergillaceae. The transcript is spliced from 2 exons. Gene Ontology annotation, molecular function: protein binding; cysteine-type endopeptidase activity. Gene Ontology annotation, cellular component: cytoplasm; centrosome; mitotic spindle pole body. Gene Ontology annotation, biological process: proteolysis; meiotic chromosome separation.
AUGGCGGUCACCGUCUUGCCCGCCGGCUCCCUAACAGAAUCUAUAAAACAGGCUCUCCGCUCAACGACAACAUGCUCAGACGUUACCGUGUCGUCCCUCCAAACACUCCUCCGCGGGUCGCCAAAGAUGCCCGAGAAACCCACGAGACGAACAAAAUCUACAAGAGAGCCCACAGCGCCGAGUCGGGGGAGAACUUCCCGCGCAACGAAAGCAAACCCCGCAAAUAAUGAUGCUGCAAUGCAGUCUUUGGCCGACGACGCGGCUUUGUCUUGUCAGGAGAAGCUUGUCUUCGCUACGGAGGUGUUCAAUGCCACACUAAAGACCCUCACAGACGCUGCCAAAACAUCCACGACCAAGCGCCAGCAUGGCUCCGACACGCAAGGCGCCGAUGCGGGGAUCACAUCGGCCGGCGAGUGCGCCAGGCUUGCUUUGUCGACUCUGCGCACACUCAAGAAUGACACUGGAAACGACCAAUUCCCCAAGAUGCAGCUGGAACAGGGUCUCUGCGUUCUUGCGGGAAAAUUAAUUACCCUGGGACUGAACGAUAUGGCAUACAAAGAGCUCCGACUGCUUAAACGGAGAAUCCAACAACACCUGGAUGGUGGGAAGGCGGGGAAGAAGACCGCAGAUGCCAAGGACGCAACGGACGAAGAAGCUGCGAAAGAACGCAUGUCGGAUAUGUUGACUUUUGUCCACAUUGAGAACGCGAAAUCACUAUACGGCUUGCUCGUGCCUUUCCACUCAAAUGUGAUGCGACUAUUUGCCGCGGAUCAAAGGGCCUCGACAAUACAAAAAGUCUUUCCUUCUUUGCAACUUUCCGAUUCCAGCAGUCCUGCUCAGGUUAUUUUGGCUGCAUACAAAUCUGGCCAAUUAUCUAACGACAAGGCUGCUCUUCAGUUGCAGAUAUUGUCAAAUGCGAUUCUGUCGCUUUGCUCGGGAACAUCCCUCUCCAAGGAUGAGGCAUCGAACAGUUUGAAACCUACCACUUCAUUGGCUUUACAGCUGCUUUCCCUCGAGGUCCGAUGCUUAAGCUGGAAGCUGUCUGGCCAUGUGUGUGAUGAGAGCAAAGAAGUCUUCGAUCCUUUGCUUCGUUAUUUCGGCAGCUUCUCUCAUCGCAGCAAAGGAAUCGAGAAAACCGAGUUUGCCAUGAUUUACAAAACUGUCACUAGGCUGCAGACCUCUAUUGCAGAGAUCAAGAAGAAGUCAUUCGAGACGCAAAAUGCUACACAAGCUGCCAAGCUAAUGACACUCCUGGGCCAGCUUGCUUUCGACGCGGGCUGUUUUGAUGAGUCCAUGAAACUUUUCACACAAGCUAUCAGUCCACUUUCAAAAACACAGAGCCUUUCCCUUGCGACAGUCCGGUGUAAAGUCGCAUCUGUUCAUUUCCAGGCCUUGAAGACCUCAAAAAGGUUUCUACCCGGAACUUUGCAAUCUCUCUCAGAGGCGACUGAAGCACUAGGAUUGCAGCUUAGAGGCAGCGCAAAUGAUCUAGAUGAACUUCUUGUGGAAGCAGCGAGAUUGAAGAAGUUUGCUUUUGCCUGGUUUGGCGAGGCUAUCGCAAAGAGCAUUGAAUCAGACAACCAGAAAAAUGAGGUUGCGAAUCAAAUCCGAGAAUACUUGCAAGCGUUCCUUAGGUUCCUUAGACGCUAUGUUGGACGCCAGCCAACGGAAGAGAGCGAUGAAAAAGAUAUCGAGAUGUUUAACAGCCGUGUCUCAAUUUCCAGAAGUAUUAUUCUCGCAGCCAUCGAUUCAACUGUCGCCAUUGGUAAACUAUCGAUCAUGUCUCAGAGACCACGUUGGGAAGACAUGCUCCCCAUCCUGGCCGAUUGCCAGCGCUUGCUUACAACCAUCGAAUCUCCCGAUGAACGAAGCAUGGAAGUCACAGAAAACCUUGGCAUGGCACUUGUGAAGCUUUCGAAUCUGUUUUGGUCUCGCUAUAUCAAAGAGAAAGAGUCUGGUCAUGGAUACCGCGAGCUUAUUCCUCUCCUUAAACAUUCUACUCAGCUACUUUCAGGCUGCUCGCGCUCCCAGCGUGACACGGCAUUUGCAGCUCUCAAGUUCGAGAGAAUGGCUCAUCUGUACGUUGAUGGAAGUAUGUACACUGAUUCUGAGAAGAUGUUCCGACAAUCGAUUGAGGAGUACAUCCUCUCCGGAGCUUUGGAGGAAAUUGCUAAGAGCAGCGGAGGACAUGAUCCAACUUCGCUAAGCCAGGAUCCCAAAAGCCCCGGUUUCAUGCUGGGGCGUGUACUCUCUGCACUUUUGAAAAUGAAGCUGCGUAGAAAGGGAUCUCAAUCAUCUGCUGUGUACGAUGACACCGAUCUGGUGUUCGAGCAGCGGGCUGUUCUUCUGGAGUGGCAGAUGAGCUUGCUUGUUGACAUGCACAACCAUUCACCAAACGAAGAAGAAUAUCGCUCAAUCCUUAGUCCACUCGUCUCCUCCCUCCUCAACCUAUACCCCCUCAAACUCUAUCCUAUCCGCCAUUCCCGUGUUAUUCUCUCUUCUUUGCGUCUUUUACUUGAGAAUCCUACUUCCUUGGAUCCAACUUUGAUUGAAACCCUGUUAGAGGCAGGGGCAGAGGUCCUGGGCCGUGGUUUACAAGUUGGGGAGGACGUUGACAUCGCCCCGUUUGCGAUCCAUAUCAGGAACUCACUGCGCGUUAUUACCGGUUUCCACCAAGGCAAGAUUGACACAAGUGUGCUUGAUGACACGCUUGCGUCUUGGACAUCAUUAGCUCGCAAGUGUCCGGAUGGAAAAACCCUGCUGCUUUGUAUCAGUGACACGGAGUAUUGGGUCCUGCAGCUGAAGGCUUUGGUCGACUACACGGAGAUCCAUGGUCUCUGGAAAGCUCAACUCUGCACUCUUGAGCUGAUAUUGCGCGCCGCAGAGCUCCAACAAGCAGGAGACCUCUCAGAUGCCAUCGUCAUUCUCUCCCGAUUGAUAUUGCAAAAUUGCCGUCUUGGAUAUUGCCAGAAGGCAGGGGAGCUUCUAUCACGUGGCGAGCAGUAUCUUGCGCAAACUAAGGUGUCCUCUAUUGCUACCAUUUCCUACAAGGUUGCACAGGCAGAAUACCUUUUGGAAACCGGGGAACCCGACAAAGCCGCCACUGUUCUUUCUGCAGCACGAUCCUUGUACGAAAAAAGUCACAAAGCGGAACUCACCAACUUGUCUGUUCUGGCUAAGAUUUCAUGGGAAAGACUGGUAGCAGACGCCGCCUUCGUCCAGUCCAGGCUGUUCUCCGCCCAAGGCUCCGCGACUCAGGCUCUCUACUUCGCAAAGUUGUCCGUGCGGCUGAACUGUCGUAUCUGGGCCAAGAUUGAGAGGCUCGCCCAAAGAAAGCAAGACAAGUCCCUAGCCGCGGCCGCAAGCUCUGACGUCGAAGCUGUUGCUGAUGGAAUGGCGAAGCUUGACCUUUCCCAAAAUGGAUCCUCGCCAGAUGUGUCAGCCAGCUAUAUCCAAGGAGCGCCGUUCUGGCCGCAUCUCGGCUCUCAUCAUACCUGCCUGCUGAACCUUGCGACCUUGUCCGCCCACCAUGGCUUGUUCCAAGAUGCAAUUUACUACGGCGAACAAGCUCUGAAGAUUGACAAGACUCUCGAUGCAAAUGCACGGCUACUUGCGGCGCAGACCCAACUUGGAUGCCAUUGGAUUCUGAGCGGCCACCUAGACGAAGGUCAAGAUCAACUUUCUGCUGCUGCUGAGUCGUCAAAGCAGACACAGAGAAGCAUUGAGACCGUGUCUUUCCAAAUGGCGCUUGCGUCUUUGUGCAAGGCGCAAGGCGCACAUGACAAGGCACUUCGCGUUCUUCUUGAAGCAGACAAGAUUAUCACGGCUGUUACCUCCGCAGAUACGCCGGCCAAUUCGGAGGCAUCGGGUAUCUCUGAGCUUGAAGACAAGAUGGACAAGUUGCGGGUCAGAUCUAGCAGCCGACGGACGCCAACCCCUACCACGACUACAACCCGACGUACCCGUGCAACUAGUUCCGCAGCGCCCAAAUUAGCAAGGAAAGCCCCAGCGCCGAAGCCAGCUCUCCCGCAAGUCCAAUCCAAAUCCAUAUUGCAACUCAAAGGCAGCAUCCUCAGACAACAAGCCGACUGCCUUCGGGAGUUACGCGACUUCGAGCGAUCGGCACAGACCCUUGCUGAAGCGAGACAGUUUGCUGUGGCCCGGGAAAGCAAGAUUGCUUUGGAGAUAGGCGAGAGUGAGCAUCUACUCGCCGAUGCAAUCCGCCGUUUUGCCAGUCAUGCUGUAUACUGUGUCCUUCCCGAAUCUACAAUCUCGCUACCAUCACUCAAGUCGCCGAGUAAGGCGGAUGAGUCCAGUGUGCCGGUAACGAAAGCUUCGACGAGGAAGACCAGGGCGCCAGCCAGGGCUCCUCGCACCAAGGCCCAAAAGGCUAGCGACGACUUCUCGGUCAUGCUGUCAAAGGCGAGCGAUUGUCUUGUCAGUGUUUUCUCCGAUGCCACAAUCCUCGGUUCAACGCUCGAUAGCCACGCGGCAUCUCGCUUGAUGAGCAGGAUAUCUAUGUUGUCGCAUGCGACUUCUUCUGGAAUUCCCGCCAACCUGGCUCAGUCGCCUGCGAACAUGAAUGAAAUUGGACGUGUUGGUGCCUUUGCUCGCGAAAGCAUGGCCAUUGAUAUUGAUCGCCAGUUGGCCGAUCAUGCUGACCCUCUUCUCUGGCCAACUUCCUUCCCUUCGGCCGUCGAGUUGGAUGGUGAUCUUUGCUCCAACUUUACACAAGACUAUGUAGAUAUUUUGCCCGAAUCUUGGAAUGUUCUCUCUCUGUCACUAAGUGCAGAUCAGACUGAGUUUGUGGUCUCGCGGCUGCAGAAAGACCGUUCUCCUUUCCUUCUUCGACUUCCUCUCCAUCGAGGAAACUCAGAAGAUGACGAGGAAGAGCAGUUUACUUUCGAGGAUGGCAAACAAGAAAUGCAAGAACUUAUCAAGUUGGCCAACGAGAGUGCACAUGCAGCCAAGGCUCAAACCGACAAGGUCUCAAAGAAGGAAUGGUGGAAGACCCGUGAAGCGCUGGAUCGUCGAAUGGAAAGUGUCCUCCAGAACAUUGAGAACAUUUGGUUUGGUGGCUUCCGGGGUGUAUUCUCGCCGCUCUCGCAGGAAACCACUGCCUUGGUCCGCUUUGCCAGUACUUUCCAGGGACUUCUCGACAAGCAUCUUCCUUCUCGGCAAAAGGGCGGCAAAGCCGCUGGGCCUCGACUCACACUGCACCAGAACGUUGUGGACUUGUUCAUUGGGCUUCGCGAUCUCGAGGAGGAGGAAGAGCCUGAAGACACUCUCAUGGAUCUUCUCUACUUCGUUGUCGACAUACUGCAAUUCCAGGGCGAGCGCAACGCCUAUGAUGAGAUCGACUUUGACAUGAUGGUCGUGGAUACCUUAGAUGCACUGCGAAGUUAUCACGAAGCUGCACGCGAAGAACUCGCAACACGGCCACCCAAGCACACAAUUCUUGUACUCGACAAAGCCCUCCAUCUGUUCCCGUGGGAGUCGCUUCCCUGCCUCCAAGGAUAUCCCGUCUGCCGCGUCCCAUCUCUUGAAUGCCUGCGAGACCGAGUUCUCCAAUUCCGCAAGUCCUCCUCCGGAGCCGUUAUAGACCGCACCUCUGGCGCGUUUGUCCUCAAUCCCACUGGUGACCUACGCACAACCCAAACGACCUUCGAACAGGACCUCGCAAGAUUCAAGUCCUGGAACGCUAUCGUGCAGCGCGAACCUUCCGAAGAUGAAUUCCGCGACUCGCUAGAGAAGAAGGCUCUGUUCCUUUACUUUGGCCACGGAAGCGGAGCACAAUACAUCCGCGGACGCACGGUCAAGCGGCUGACGCAGUGCGCCGUUGCGUUCCUUAUGGGAUGUAGCAGUGGCCACUUGACCGAAGCCGGCGAGUAUGAGCCUUAUGGUACGCCGAUGAAUUAUCUGCAUGCUGGCAGCCCGGCACUUGUGGCCACGCUGUGGGAUGUCACAGAUCGUGACAUUGAUCGGUUUACCACGACUACCUUUGAUGCUUGGGGGUUGAUAGAGAAGAAGGAGAAUAGAGAGAAAAAGAAGAAGCGUGAUGAGGGGGAUGUUGGCCUUGAUACGGCUAUAGCUCGCUCGAGGAGCGCUUGUGUGUUGAAAUACCUUAAUGGUGCGGCGCCGGUUGUCUACGGUGUUCCGGUGUUUUUGGAGUGA